This is a messenger RNA of Microplitis mediator, 915 nucleotides long. Its product is annotated as lipopolysaccharide-induced tumor necrosis factor-alpha factor homolog. Gene Ontology annotation, molecular function: zinc ion binding. The record is from RefSeq and is a predicted model, not a curated record. The transcript is spliced from 3 exons. The coding region runs from base 138 to 401 and encodes 87 amino acids. Lineage: Eukaryota; Metazoa; Arthropoda; Insecta; Hymenoptera; Braconidae.
AGAUAUAAAUAGACGUAGUAUUUUAUCUGCACCAGUAUUCAUCAGUUUACUUCUAUGACUGCUAUUGAGCACGACGUUCUUGUCUACAAUAGAUAAAUACAUUUGACAAAUAAAAAAGUUAUUGGGUGUGAUAAAAAAUGAAUCAACCACCAGGUGUUACUGUGGUGCAGAGUUUCAACUAUGGCCCUGAAACCGCGCGAGUAAAUUGUCCUCAUUGUCAUGCUGAUAUUUCUACGAGAGUUGAAACUCAAGCGAAUGUUAAAACUCAUAUUAUUGCUUUACUACUUUGCCUUUUUCAAUGCUGGAUUUGUAUUCCAUGUCUGUAUUGUACGGACAAGUGCUUAGUGAAGAAACAUUACUGUCCGUCAUGUGAACAAUAUCUUGGAUCCUGUGAAAAUUAAAUUAUUUAUUUUUUCAAUCUAUUUAUUAUGAAUACACGCAGAUAAUUAAAUUUCACUCGUUAAUUAUGAGUGAAACUGGGGCGGAAUUAAUAAUUACCCUUCUAAUUUCAAGUAUUGUUAAAUUAUGGAGUAAAAAAUACUAAAUUUCGAGUAAUUUUUAAAUAAUAAAUAAAAUAAAAAUAUUAGUUUUUAUUCUUUACGUAUUUUUUUAUUUGCAGCCCAGUUUUACUCCAAAUUUCAGGAUAAAUUUUUGAAAAAAAUGACUGUGUAUAAACAUAUAUUGUUUCGCUAAAAAAAACAUAUAUUCAAAUCAAAUUUUUUUAACAAACCACUGGAAAAAAAAAAUUUAGAUCUGAUUAGAAUUUAAAAUUCUGAUCUCCGUAGAUCUUAAUUUUAUUUUUCAAAAAAAAGUUUUAAUAUUUAUUAAUUUAAAAUUUCGAAUAUGAUUAAAAAUAUUUAAAGUCACGCACGAUGUACUUUACUUUAAUACAUAAAAUAUAAUACAAUUAUAUAC